CAGCCCCAUAGCCCCAUCAACUGUGGUGGCAGUAAACCUACCGUUGCAGCCAAUAAGGAGUCACGAAAUGUGAAUUUUCUCCAGAACCUACUACUCAUCAAUACCGUCGUCCUUUCAAUAGGAGUAUGUCGUCUAAUAUUCGGUGCAUAACAUAAGAAAACCAUGAGUUCAUUCGGUCGCAAUUUCAUUCCCAUAAGUCUCGCUGUAGCCUUUGGAAUGUUAAAUGGAUAUUACGUAUUCGGUUCUACCUUUAAAGAGCAUCAGAAGGCACCACAGCUACCUACAACAAGAGACAAUCAGCAAACCGACAGCGUGACUGAGGUGAAUGAUUCCACCCAACACAAAUCAUCAAGCCCAGACACAAAACCAGAUCGCUAGCUACCAAGCAACCACCAUGAAGCGUCAACUAUAUCUCAUAUUUCUUGAAAUACGGAUAUGAGGGGUUCAAUAAGCCCAGUGAUAGUUACCUAACUCAACAAAAUUAGAAGUCUCCAAAGAUUGAGCUUCUAAGGGUUGAGCUUCUACCGCAGGCGCUUAAUAGCGAGGCCUGUUAGCCUUGGGAGUACGGGAUGCCAAACCCGUAGAGCCGGCAGCAAGUAUCGAAAGAUACGAAACAACAACGCAGACGGAAAAGCCCCAGAUUGAGUUUCUCGUUGAAACUACCUAGGCUCGAGGGUCCUCAUAAUCAUAAUGCGGAUACAAGCAUCAACCGACUUGCUAUUAAUUGAAUGAAGUUCAUAUUAUGUUUACAGAUAGGACGUAGAGAUAUGAAACAUUUAGCGUUUAUAAGUGCUACGUAU
This is a messenger RNA of Annulohypoxylon truncatum, 800 nucleotides long. RefSeq lists its product as uncharacterized. The transcript is spliced from 2 exons. Bases 163 to 378 code for a protein of 71 amino acids. Lineage: Eukaryota; Fungi; Ascomycota; Sordariomycetes; Xylariales; Hypoxylaceae. The record is from RefSeq and is a predicted model, not a curated record.